Molecule: messenger RNA, 1969 nt
Organism: Brassica napus (rape)
Lineage: Eukaryota; Viridiplantae; Streptophyta; Magnoliopsida; Brassicales; Brassicaceae
Product: GTPase-activating protein GYP1-like
Exons: 10
Coding region: 323-1735 (470 amino acids)
Biological process (GO): activation of GTPase activity
Molecular function (GO): GTPase activator activity
Source: RefSeq, a predicted model, not a curated record
AGACAAAAUACUAAAUUGGGUAAAUCCGAAUGAAAGAAGGAUCCUCAAACUAUUGCACAGGGUGAGGGAGUGCAUGGACGCAGAGAGACCCAUCUCAUUGCCUUGAUAAAAUUUCAGUUAACUAUUGAAAAUGAUUAAUUGAGAAGAUGAAUAUUGAAACUCAGCUAUGUCAGGUAAACCUGGCACACAAAUCCCCCUUCUUUAUGGCCUUGUUAAUGAGAUAUUUGAGUAACAAAACUAGAAUUAAUUUGAUUGAGAAACAUAAUAAUAUGUUGGAAACCUAAUUGAUAAAUGUUUUGCUCACCUAGACAUUUUUUUGAAUAUGUUUAUUUCCAGACUGUUGUCUAACGAACAUAAUAACCAUAUAUCAAAUAAGGUUGUUGCUGCUGAACGUGGGAAUAGAAAAAGAAUGGAGGGAGGAGAAGAGGAGCAGCAACAAAAGCGGGACGAUUCCAGAUUCAAUCAAACACUCGAGAACAACGUCCAAGGGUUUCUUAAAGGACGGAGUGUUCCUGGUGAAGCAUUCCUCACCAGGAGUCCCGAUCCUCCUAUCUCUCCAACGUCAUACCACCGGAGCUUCUCCGAGGAGGACGCCGGGAGAAAUGAUCACUUGGAGAAUCCCCUCGAGGAGGUGGAAGAUCAGAGCUCGAGCCAUAAACAUGAUAAUACAUACGCCGGGAAGCUACGAUCAAGCUCCAGUGGAGAAAUGAUGGUGAAACAAGUCCAAAACGUGAAUACAGGUGUUAGAUCAAGCGAUCACGGUAGAGUUAUGAAGUUCAACAAAGUCCUCUCCGAUACUACUGUCAUUUUAGAGAAACUGCGCGAGCUAGCGUGGAAUGGUGUGCCUCACUAUAUGCGCCCUGAUGUCUGGCGCCUUCUCUUGGGAUAUGCACCACCUAAUUCAGAUAGAAGGGAGGCUGUCCUGAGAAGAAAACGUCUUGAAUAUCUUGAAUCUGUUGGCCAAUUCUACGACCUUCCAGACUCCGAACGUUCUGAUGAUGAGAUCAACAUGCUUCGCCAGAUUGCUCUUGACUGUCCAAGGACUGUACCAGACGUCAGCUUCUUUCAGCAAGCACAGGUGCAGAAGUCAUUGGAGCGUAUUCUUUACACGUGGGCCAUUAGGCAUCCAGCGAGUGGAUAUGUUCAGGGAAUAAAUGAUCUCGUCACUCCUUUUCUAGUUAUAUUCUUGUCGGAAUAUCUAGAAGGUGGUGUAGAGAGUUGGUCAAUGUCCGAUCUAUCUUCUGAAAGAAUAUCAGAUGUGGAAGCGGAUUGUUACUGGUGCUUAACAAAGCUACUUGACGGUAUGCAAGAUCAUUACACGUUUGCUCAACCUGGAAUCCAGAGACUUGUGUUCAAGCUCAAGGAAUUAGUAAGACGUAUUGAUGAACCUGUUGCCAGACACAUGGAAGAGCAAGGAGUAGAGUUUCUUCAGUUUGCUUUCCGGUGGUAUAACUGUCUUCUGAUACGUGAGAUCCCGUACAGUAUCAUCAACCGUCUAUGGGACACUUAUCUUGCUGAAGGAGAUGCAUUACCGGACUUCCUAGUGUACAUCUAUGCUAGCUUUCUCUUGACGUGGUCAGAUGAGCUGAAGAAGCUGGACUUUCAAGAGAUGGUGAUGUUCCUGCAACACCUUCCCACACAUACAUGGACAGACCAAGAGCUGGAGAUGGUUUUGUCAAGAGCAUUCAUGUGGCACAGUAUGUUUAACAGUUCCCCUAACCACUUGGCUAGCUGAGUGACUUUUUCCUCAAUUAUGAUAUGACUGUUCGUUCGUUCUUUGGUUAUAUUUUACUCCCAAAAUGAGCUUUGGUAUAAAUGGUAAAUGCUAACAUUCUUUGUCGUGUUAAUUGUGCCAUUAGUUUAUGUAUGGUUUCUCACACGACACUUGUUUAUUCUGUCACCAGGUUUUGUGUUUGUAAUAUUUGUAGCUUUUUUACUCAUUCAGUCAUUUGCAUGGCUGUCUCUCUCA